AGUGCAGAGGUAGCAUCGCGAUGGCUCCUGGCACAGUUCAAGGUUAAUCUUCGACCCCUCUGGGCGCCCACUUCAGAAGCCGUGGUUGCACUGUCGCAGAGGUUUGGUGACCUUGUUUGGAACCUCGUAUUCGGCCAGCUACAGAAGGUCUCACGCGGUGAGAUUGAUGCGCAUCCACCGUCCUGGGUUCAAGAGGAAAUGGAUGGUGAGGGCGAGGACGACAUUUGGGAAGACGAGAAGUCCUGGAGGGAUCCGAGCGCUCACAAAGUCCGGACCACCUUGAAUCGAUGGCAGAAGGCUAACAUAACAGCUGCAGAGAUCUUCGGGAAGCAGAAAUCUGGCGACCGACUCGAUACCAUGAUGUAUGAAACGCGAGUAUUGCAUACCCUGGGCGAAUGCGCGAGCCUAGCGGAGAAACAUAAUCGGGAUAUUAUUUCCUUCUUCCUUUCUCUCACCGCCCCAGACUCUCCAGCAAAGUUGCCGCGACCUAGACUCAACGCAUGGUUAACCUUGUUCUCUAAAUUCGUGAAUCCAAAGGCUUUAUAUGCUUCGGAGAAAUUGCACGCUCUCUACAUAUCACUUCUCUCACAUCCUGAUAGAUCCCUGCAGCGCCUCGCCUUGUCCUGCCUGUUGACAUACAAGUCAGCCAGUCUUCUGACUCAUGAAGAUACCCUUCGAGGUCUGCUGGACGACACUCGGUGGAGAGAUCAACUUACGAUGCUAGACAUGUCCGAGAUCGAAGAGAAGGAUAGGCCGGAGCUCGUCAGUGUUAUCAUCCGCAUCUUAUUCGGCAUCAUGCUGGAGAAGCGAGGUCGUUCCCGGGGUGCUGAUCGACGCGGAACCAUCUUGACGACUCUUGCAGGCUGUACUGAUGAAGAAUUGUCCAUUCUUGUGGAUCUCAUGGUGGACCCUCUGCAGCUGAAUGCGACAAUUGGAUCUGACGGUGACUUUACGCUCAGCCCUGUCUCCACGGAAGUGUCAACUACACAACAACUCGGUUUCCUGACUCUGCUUGGCGACGUCCUCAGGAAUCUUGGGUCCAGACUAAUCGCGCGUUGGCCUGUCCUACUGGGUGCGACUAUCAGUCUUACGGCCCAUGCACAACGGUCUCUUGAUACAUCUAAGGACAACCUCCAGCAAGCAGAGGAGGCGAGCCAAGUAUCAGAGCCGGAUGACGUAGACCCGAAUUCACCCUUGAAGAGCCUACGGAGCACUCGACAACUAGGGCUGAAGCGGCUCGCUGAUUUUGCCAGAGUACCUGUCCAGUUUGACUUCUCGCCCUACUUGACGAAAUCCUUCCCUACGAUCAUUUCUCCCCGUAUGGACCAUUUCGAAACGGAGAAUACGCAGGCCCCAUCCGCUUUACUCGAACUGUUCUAUGCUUGGGCUUGUCGCACAGAAUACAUCUCGAUACUUGUCAGUUAUGACGAACGAAUCUUGCCGAAAAUUUACGACUGUCUUGUCGCUGCCAGCGUGAAACCCGCAGUGGUGUCACGGAUCUUUGACAUCAUUGAGCAUACCCUUCAGUUCUGCCCAGGACAGGCAUCGUUACAAGCUGCUUUUGUUCGCCAUGUCUCUCUGCUACUGACGAAUCUCACUUUGCUGGUUGAGCGGGCGAAAGAUAUCGUUGCUGUGACUAGUGCGCUUGGACAGCGACAAAUCGCGAUUCUUUGUCAAAUCGUUUACUACGUCAACGACAGUAGCCAGGCAGAAACUCUGCUCAAAUUGUUCUUGCCCAUCCUACGAAAGCCCUCGAAGGUGGUCCCGGAAAAGAUUAAGAUCGAUGUGCUCAAGAUCGUGGAACAAAUCCUACCCCUCGCAAUAGGUACAAAGGAACUGGGAAGUACGAUAUAUGUGCAAAGUUACGAUGUUCUCUCUGCACUAUUCCAGACCCUGCGGCUGCGGGCGUCGCGUUUGGGACUUGUCGCUGCGUUCCGCAAGCUAGCUGCAAUCGAUCUUUCUCUAAGACCUCUGGUUGACCUCAUGGACUCUUUGAACGCCUUCUCGCAGAAGCGUAUGGACGAGCCUGAUUUCGAUCGCCGUUUGAGUGCUUUCACCACACUCAAUGAGCAAUCCUACAGCUCUCUGACUGCCCGACAAUGGGUCCCGAUCUUGUAUAACAUGUUAUACUUCAUCCAGGAUCCAGAAGAGCUUGCUGUCCGACAUAGCGCCUCCCUUGGUAUCAGGCGUUUCAUUGACAUCGCGACAGAGCGAGAGGAGUGCGAAUAUCAACAUAUCUUUCUGCGCAACCUCUACCCUGCUCUUCGGAAUGGUCUUCGCACGAAGUAUGAAAUGGUCCGCGCCGAGGUACUUGCUGUGGUUGCAUAUGCGGUCACGCGGUGCGACUUUGCAGAACCUCUGCGGGAGUUGCGUGUCUUAUGUGCCGACGGCGACGAGGAAGCAAACUUCUUCAAUAAUAUCUUCCAUGUUCAAAUCCAUCGACGAACUCGAGCUCUUCGACGAUUGGCGGAUGCCUGUGAUCAUGGCCUAUUAAAAAGUCGUACCGUCAACGAAGUACUCAUCCCCCUUGUGGGCCAUUUCGUCACGUCUCCUGCCUCGCUUGACCACCACCUAGUCAACGAGGCAGUCUUGACGACUGGUCAUAUGGCAAAAUGCCUCGCAUGGAGUGCGUACUACGCUCUAGUGCAACAGUACAUCCGCCUGUGUCAGAAGAGGGAUGACGCCGAGCGGGUGUACGUGCGCGCACUUGUGGCGAUCCUGGAUAAUUUCCAUUUCCAGAUGGGUGAUUCAGUUUCGGAAGAGGAGAAGACGGAUGACGCAGAUGAUGGCGAAGUCGGCGCACAGACUCAAACACCCAGCGCAUCUCGUGUGGAACAGCUGGUGACCGGACGGCUCUUGCCCAGUCUCCUGAGCCACCUGGAAAAGCGCGAUGAAACUGAAGAUUCAUUGAGAGUUCCCAUCGCCGUUGGUAUCGUUCAAGUCGCUAAUCAUCUGCCUGUCAAGGCUCGCGAAGUCCAGGUAGCACGAUUGCUGACAAUCGUCAGUCAAGCCUUGCGUAGCAGAUCUCAAGAGACGAGAGAUCUCGUUCGCGAGACACUCUGUCGUAUCGCCGUGGUUUUGGGUCCCGAAUACCUGCCCUUGAUCCUUCGGGAGCUACGAGCAGCCUUACAACGUGGCCCCCACCUGCACGUCCUUGCAUUCGUAACCCAUGCCCUUCUAGUCCACGUUACCAACGGGGAACAUUCUGGCCGGUUUGAAACAUUGGAUGGAUGUGUUGAUGAUGCGGCGCACGUCUCAGCGGAGGUCAUCUUCGGGCAGUCUGGUAGGGACGUCCAAGCAGAGGAAUUCAAGACGAAAAUGCGGGAGGUGCGGUCAUCUGCCUCGAAAGGUCUUGAUUCCUUUGCGAUAAUGGCGAAAUUCAUCACGCCUGCAAAAAUAAGUCGGUUGCUGAACCCGGUGAAAGCGGUCAUGCAUGAAACGGAGUCUUUGAAGGUCAUGCAGCAAGUUGACGACUUGCUGCGACGGAUUGCCAGCGGGUUAAAUGCCAAUAGACAUCUCGUUCCAACGGAGCUUCUCGUUUUAUGCCAUACUUUCAUAAGCCAGAAUGCCCGAUUUCUGCAAGCGAAUCCUAAGGAAGCCAGAAGUAGGGGUAGAGGAAAGGGGAAGGAGAAGGAGAAAGCAGCCGGUCAGCUGAAGAGAGCAGCUCCGGCGGAGUCAGAUCACUACGCCCACAAUUCCUUCCGUUUUGUUGCAUUUGGUCUCGAAUUGUUCAGUACGGCAUUCAGGCGAAGUCGGUUCGACUUCCAGGACAAGACCAUCAUCGCUCGUUUGGAGCCAAUGGUCUCUGUCAUCGGCAAUACGUUGUAUUCCACCAACGCCCACGUCACGUCGUUGGGUCUGAAGGCGUCUGCAGCAAUAGUCAAGUGCCCCUUGCAAUCGAUCGACAAGACCUUGCCGGUCUUCGUACGCCGCUCAAUUGAAAUUAUCAGGGAGACAGGCACUACAGCAUCGGACCUUGUCCAGACCGCGCUGAAGUCUCUCGCGACUAUCCUACGAGAUUGUCCGAAGGCCGAGGUCAAGGAGAAGGACUUGACAUUCCUGCUCGAGCUCUUACAGCCCGACUUAGAAGAACCUAGCCGACAACCAGCAGUCUUCGCCAUGCUGCGUGCUAUUGUCGCUCGAAAGUUCGUGGUACCAGAGAUCUACGACGCUAUGGAUAAGGUAUCCGAGAUCAUGGUGACCAGCCAGUCCGCUCAAGUUCAGGAACUAUGCCGCGGUGUGCUCCUGCAAUUCCUACUCGACUACCCUCAAGGCAAAGGUCGCCUCCGGAAUUCGAUGACGUUCUUCGCCAGGAACCUGUCGUACGUCCACGAAAGCGGGCGCAAGUCAGUCAUGGAAUUGCUUAGCGCUGUGAUUGCUAAAUUCGACGUCAAUCUUGCUCGGGAGUACGCCGACUUGCUCUUCGUCGCAUUAGUCAUGGUCAUCGCGAAUGACGACUCCGCUAAAUGUCGGGAGAUGGCAGCUGAGCUAAUCAAGAGUCUUUUCGUGCGGUUGAACAUCGAGCAUCGACGGCUGCUGGCCUCGCAUCUGCAUUCAUGGGCUUCGCAAACUGACAGACCUGUUCUUGCGCGUGUGUCCUCGCAAGUGUAUGGCCUCAUGCUGGACGCUCUACACCAAGAAGCGGAUCCAUUCUUACCCACAAUACUGGAGGAUUUGGGGGCCGCACUACGCCGUAGUGCUGAUCGUGAAGAGAUGGAUGAGGUGGAGCAAGGUGACAAUAUCAAGCUUGAGUGGCAGGCGCCAUAUCAAGCCCUCAUUGUCUCGGGGAAAGUUCUAAGGGAAUUCCCCGCCCUCACCCGGCAGGACGAGAAAGUUCAAUGGCCGACCGUCGUCUCACAUCUGUUGUAUCCUCACUCUUGGGUGAGGCUUGCGUCGUGUCGGUUGCUGGGGACUCUUUUCGCUGCUGUUCCAGUAGAUUCUCCUUCUCCAGAGCUUCCAGCAGAUCACCCACUGUCGACUGUGGGCAUGGAGGAGGCAGCCAAGAGGCUCUGCACUCAGCUCAAGAGCCAGCAUCUCGACGAAGCGCUGAGUCUGCAGGUCGUCAAGAACCUAUUCUACAUUGGAAAAUGCUUCGCUGCCAUCCCCUCGCAGGAUCGUCCAACGUCUCAUGAAGAGGCCGGUUCCAAGGCUGAGGCCGAAGAUGACUCUGACGGAGAAGACUCGGCAGACACGGCUCCGCAGAAGGGGAAGCAUCCUCUGCCAUGGCUAUUCUCGAGGUUGUCAUACCAAGCAAGGUCUGCACAUAUAGCUCGGAGGAACAAGUCCCGCACCAGUGAGAACUGGUUCCAUCAACCGGUCUCUGUGUUCAAGUGGUUUGCGGCGAUGUCGUCGUUUUUGCCCAAGGAGCGGCUAGAGCAAUUCCUGGUGCAUAUUCUGACACCCGUCUACCGUAUCGUCGAGGAUGAAACCAUUCGAGAUCCUCAUAUGGAAGAAUUAAAGACGCUGGCUAUUGAAUUGCAAGACUUAGUGCGGGACAAAGUUGGCACGACUGCCUUCGCCAAUACGUACAACAAAAUCAGGCAGGGAGUCCUGGAAGUACGCAGGGAACGGAAGACAGCCAGAGCGAUGCUGGUAGCCACGAAUCCUGAGGCUGCUGCGAAGCGGAAGCAGGGUCGGAAUAUGAACAAGAAGGAGAGUAGGAAGAGAAAGAAUGCUAGCUUUGCGGAUAGCAAGGGGCGUCUCUCGUCCAAAAAGCGCAGGGAACACUAUUGAUAUUUUCUUUCUCUGUUCUCUUCCUGCCGUAUCUACAUGCUGUGUUUUUGUUGUUUCAUCUCCAUUCAGGUGGGGACCGAUCUAGAGUUGUUUUCAUGCGUUUAUGACGGGGCGCUUGGGCUCCACUGCCACACAGAGCAGUCG
Gloeophyllum trabeum ATCC 11539 is the source of this 5877-nucleotide messenger RNA. RefSeq lists its product as uncharacterized. The record is from RefSeq and is a predicted model, not a curated record. Gene Ontology annotation, cellular component: small-subunit processome; nucleolus; 90S preribosome. Lineage: Eukaryota; Fungi; Basidiomycota; Agaricomycetes; Gloeophyllales; Gloeophyllaceae. The coding region runs from base 199 to 5733 and encodes 1844 amino acids. The transcript is spliced from 8 exons.